GUGUUUGUUUAGCAGCUCCGCUUGCCUGACCCGUCCAGCCGAACAGCACCGGGUGUAGCAUGGGUCCGUGUGCGGGCUGACGAGCUUCGGGAUACGCGCGUGUGUGUGUGUGAGCGGAACUGCGGGCAGUAAAAACAAACCGUCCCGAGGUCUCGGUUCGGUCCUACUGAAGGGGGACGGCGCCAACAUGGCAGCGGGCAGCGACGGCAGCCCCGGCGGGGAGGAGAAGACGGCGAGCCGCCGCCAGACGGAAGUGAACAGGAAGUUGAAGUACAUCAGCCUAGCUGUGUUGGUGGUCCAGAAUGCAUCGCUCAUCCUUAGCAUCCGAUAUGUGCGCACGUUGCCUGGCGACCGUUUCUACACAACAUCAGCUGUUGUCAUGGCAGAGAUCCUGAAAGUCUUCACCUGCCUGCUGAUCAUCCUGCUGCACAGGAAAUGUAAUGUGAAGGACACAGUCUUGUGCCUGGUGGAUUCCAUAGUGUUUCAGUAUAAAGACACACUGAAACUCUCUGUUCCCUCUCUGAUCUACACGCUACAAAACAACCUGCAGUACGUCGCAAUCUCCAACCUGCCUGCUGCCACCUUCCAGGUGACCUACCAGUUGAAGAUCCUGACCACGGCGCUGUUCAGUGUGUUGAUGUUGAGGAAGUCCUUAUCCAGAGUCCAGUGGGUCUCUCUGCUGCUGCUUUUUGCAGGUGUCGCCAUUGUUCAGGUUCAACAGGAAGGAAACAAGGAGGCUUCUCUUCAGGACAGCUCCGGUCAGAACUACACCGUCGGUCUCAUCGCUGUGGUGAUCAGCUGCCUGUCGUCGGGGUUCGCCGGCGUCUACUUUGAAAAGAUCCUCAAGGGAAGCUCUGCCUCAGUCUGGGUGCGAAACGUCCAGCUGGGAAUCUUCGGCACAGCACUCGGCAUGCUAGGGCUGUGGUGGAAUGACGGGCCUGCCAUCGCAGAACACGGCUUCCUGUUUGGCUACACGCCGAUGGUGUGGUGUGUCAUCUUCAACCAGGCGUUUGGCGGGCUGCUGGUGGCGGUGGUGGUAAAAUAUGCAGACAACAUCCUGAAAGGCUUUGCCACCUCCUUCUCCAUUAUUGUUUCAACGGUGAUGUCCAUCUACCUUUUCUCUUUCCACGUGGACUUCCUGUUCACUGCGGGGGCGGGGCUAGUCAUUGGAGCUGUCUACAUGUACAGUCUGCCCAAACCUGCAGGGGGAGGAGCCAGCUCCUCCUCUUCCAACCCUUCCGACUCUUCUUCCUCCCUGUCAUCGUCAGGAUGCGACAGCAGAACAAACGGAGGCUCUGAAAUGGAGGCUUUUCUGCCCAAGUCAGUCCUGGUGAAAUGAGCUGAAGUCCCCUCCUCCUCCUCCCUUUCUUUCUCUCCCUCUUCCUAUUUUCCCACUGGUCUGGGUGGGGUCAAAUGUUAAAACUGGGGAUCGCUGACUCUCUUUCUCCUUCAGUUCAAAGACAGUAGCUCCUCUUUUCUCUUCUCUUCUCCUCUUCUCUUGUCUUUUGUCUUCUCUUCUCUUUUGUCUUCUCUUCUCCUCUUCUUUUGUCUUCUCUUCUCCUCUUCUCUUGUCUUUUGUCUUCUCUUCUCUUCUCUUCUCCUCUUCUCUUGUCUUUUGUCUUCUCUUCUCUUCUCUUCUCCAGACAGGGCAGGAGAUGGAGAUAUAUUCAUGAUUUGUCCCCUGUUGUACCAAACUCUUUGUGAGAGGUGUUCAGAACUCCAUAUGAAGUGAAUCAGACAGGAAACCAGACAGCUGUGAGGAGGGAAGAGGAGGAGUAGUUAGAGAGUGAUUUCACCUCUUCUCUCCUCCUCUGUUCUCCUUCUGAACUAGAAACUUUCUUCUGCCCUCUGAGUGAGAGGAGAGAGGGACUUAACAAAGGCUUCACUGCUCCUUUCCUCCCACUGUCACUUCCUCUGCUUCCAUGUCCUCCUUCCUCGCCUGAAACAGACUAACUCCUCCUGCUCCUCUGUGUUUGGUGUGUAGGCAGGUGUCCGGCUCCCACUGGCCCUCAUUAGAGGAGGAGGACUGUCGGUCCUCAUGGUCGACAUCCUAACAUCAGUCUUUCAUCCAGCACACCCUCCUUGCCUUAAAACACUUUUUCUCUUCAGUUAC
Messenger RNA from Lampris incognitus (smalleye Pacific opah), 2113 nucleotides. RefSeq names its product solute carrier family 35 member 2 (gene slc35a2). The transcript has 5 exons. Gene Ontology annotation, cellular component: Golgi membrane. The record is from RefSeq and is a predicted model, not a curated record. Lineage: Eukaryota; Metazoa; Chordata; Actinopteri; Lampriformes; Lampridae. Gene Ontology annotation, molecular function: UDP-galactose transmembrane transporter activity. The coding region runs from base 188 to 1339 and encodes 383 amino acids. Gene Ontology annotation, biological process: pyrimidine nucleotide-sugar transmembrane transport.